GGCGGGGUGGGCUCGGCUCUGCUCGGCUGGGCUCGGCUGGCCGCCGCCGAGCGCCGCUCUCCUCCGCCGCUCCCCUCCUAGCCUGGCGGCAGAGCCCCGCCCUGCGCCGCGCCCCGCCCUCCCCCUGGGCCGCGCCCUGCCAUUGGCUGCGCCGGGCGGCGAGUGGCUCGGCCAGGCUGGUAACAGUGCUGUCGCAGGAGAUGGACUGGGAUCAGCUGGACCUGAACCCCAAGGUGGUCGCUGCCCUUAAGAAAGCUGACAUAAAAUCAAUAAAAGAAGUUUUAAAUCUUUCCGGAGCAGACUUGCAAAGACUGAUGAAACUAUCCAGUGCAGAUAUAGAGUGUCUGCUGAAAACAGUCUCUCACACGCUCAGGAGAAAUUGUAUGCUUACAGCACUUCAGCUCUACCAAGAUAAAGAUCAUUUUGCCUCCCAACACCAGAAGCUAAGCCUGGGAUGUUCAGUACUAGAUAACUUGUUAAAAGGUGGCAUCCCUUUAGUGGGAAUCACAGAACUUGCUGGAGAAAGUUCUGCUGGGAAGACUCAAAUUAGUUUGCAGCUGUGCCUUUGUGUGCAGUAUCCUUACAAAUAUGGUGGAUUAGAGUCUGGAGCUGUCUACGUCUGUACAGAAGAUGCGUUCCCAAGUAAACGUUUGCAACAACUCAUAGAUCAACAGCAUAAGCUGCGUGCAGAUGUUCCACCUGAAGUCAUACAGAAGAUCAGAUUUGGAAACAAUAUCUUUGUCGAGCAUGCAGCAGACCUAGACACCUUCCACAAUUGUAUUACUAGAAGGAUUUCCCUGCUGCUCAAACGAGGCAUGGUGCGGUUGGUGGUCAUAGACUCUAUUGCUGCGCUGUUUCGAUGCGAAUUUGGAGCUUCAGAUUCUGUUUUGAAGGCUCGAUAUUUGCAGAUGUUUGGAGCACAGCUUCACAGUUUAAGCACUAGAUUCAGCACUCCGGUUGUGUGCAUUAAUCAGGUGACCGAUGCAGUGGGUGAGUCGGAAGCUGCUCAGUGUGGCUGUGGUUCAGUGGAUAACAGAGUCUCUCCAGCACUUGGAAUAACCUGGGCAAAUCAACUGCUAAUGAGACUGAUGGUCAGCCGAGUAUCACAACGCGAACAGUCGUCUGGAGCUGUGUUUCACCACACUGGAAAUGUGAGGACUUUAAGAGUGGCUUUUGCUCCUCAUCUACCUCCAUCCUUUUGCUGCUAUACGGUAGAAUUGGAAGGUGUGAAAGGAAUAAAGUAAAUCAUUUGUAUA
Cygnus olor (mute swan) is the source of this 1256-nucleotide messenger RNA. It is a transcript of the gene XRCC3, whose product is annotated as X-ray repair cross complementing 3. Gene Ontology annotation, molecular function: ATP binding; four-way junction DNA binding; ATP-dependent DNA damage sensor activity. Gene Ontology annotation, biological process: t-circle formation; resolution of mitotic recombination intermediates; telomere maintenance via recombination. The coding region runs from base 201 to 1244 and encodes 347 amino acids. Lineage: Eukaryota; Metazoa; Chordata; Aves; Anseriformes; Anatidae. Gene Ontology annotation, cellular component: replication fork; Rad51C-XRCC3 complex. The transcript has 8 exons. The record is from RefSeq and is a predicted model, not a curated record.